GGGGCGGCGCGCAGGCGCAGCGCGGUGCUCGGUGUGCCCCUGGCGCGGCGGGCGCGGCGGCGGGGGCGGCGCGCGCUCCCGCUUCCGGUGAGGUGUCAUGGCGGGCCCCGCGCGCUGAGGGCCCGCGACACCGGCACCGCCCGCGCGCACCCGCCGCUCCCCGGCCGGGCGGGCGGCGGCGGCGGGACAUGGCGGCGCACAAGCCCGUGGAGUGGGUGCAGGCCGUGGUGAACCGCUUCGACGAGCAGCUUCCAAUAAAGGCUUGCCAGCAGAAUACCCACACCAAAGUCAGCACGGAGCACAACAAGGAAUGUCUCAUCAACAUUUCCAAGUACAAGUUUUCCCUGGUCAUCAGUGGUCUCACCAAUAUAUUAAAAAAUGUUAAUAACAUGAGAAUAUUUGGAGAAACUGCUGAAAAGAAUUUAUAUCUAUCUCAGCUGAUUAUCUUGGAUACACUGGAAAAAUGUCUGGCAGGGCAACCCAAGGACACCAUGCGCCUGGACGAGACCAUGCUGGUGAAGCAGCUGCUGCCCGAGAUCUGCCACUUCAUCCACACCUACCGCGAGGGCAACCAGCACGCGGCCGAGCUGCGCAGCUCCGCCUCGGGCGUGCUCUUCUCGCUCAGCUGCAACAACUUCAACGCCGUCUUCAGCCGCAUCUCCACCAGAUUGCAGGAACUGACUGUUUGUUCAGAAGAUAAUGCUGAUGUCCAUGAUAUUGAACUUUUACAGUACAUCAGUGUGGAUUGUUCAAAACUCAAGCGACUCUUGCAAGAGACUGUUUUCAAGUUUAAAGCUCUUAAGAAAGUAGCUCAGUUAGCUGUUAUCAACAGUCUUGAGAAGGCAUUUUGGAACUGGGUGGAGAACUAUCCUGAUGAAUUCACAAAGCUGUACCAAACCCCCCAGACUGACAUGGCUGAUUGUGCUGAGAAGUUGUUUGAUUUAGUGGAUGGCUUUGCUGAAAGCACGAAACGUAAAGCAGCAGUGUGGCCACUGCAGAUCAUCCUCCUGGUCCUGUGUCCAGAGAUAAUCCAAGAUAUUGCAAAGGAUGUGGUAGAGGAAACUAAAAUGAACAAGAAGCUGUUCCUGGACAAUCUCAGGAAGGCCCUGGCAGGACACAGUGGGAGCAGGCAGCUGACUGAAAGUGCUGCUAUUGCUUGUGUUAAACUCUGCAAAGCAUCUACGUACAUCAACUGGGAAGAUAAUUCUGUCAUUUUCCUGCUGGUGCAGUCCAUGGUAGUAGAUCUUAAGAAUUUGCUGUUUAACCCAAGCAAACCUUUUUCAAGAGGCAAUCAGAAUGCAGAUGUAGACCUGAUGAUUGACUGCUUGGUUUCCUGCUUCCGCAUAAAUCCUCACAAUAACCAACACUUCAAGAUCUGCUUGGCACAGAAUUCCCCAUCAACAUUUCAUUAUGUGCUGGUAAAUUCACUCCACCGAAUCAUCACAAACUCGGCGCUGGACUGGUGGCCGCGGAUCGACGCCGUGUACUGCCACGCCGUGGAGCUGCGCAGCAUGUUCAGCGACACGCUGCACCGCGCCAUGCAGGGCUGCGGGGCGCACCCCGCCAUCCGCAUGACCCCGAGCCUUACAUUUAAGGAGAAGAUGACAAGCCUUAAAUUUAAAGAAAAACCUACUGAUUUGGAAACCAGAAGCUACAAGUUCUUGCUGUUGUCCUUGGUGAAACUGAUCCAUGCAGAUCCAAAGCUUUUGCUGUGUAACCCCAGGAAGCAGGGCCCCGACUCGCAGGGCAGCACGGCCGAGCUGAUCACGGGGCUGGUGCAGCUGGUGCCGCAGUCCAGCAUGCCCGACAUCGCCCAGGAGGCCAUGGAGGCCUUGCUGGUUCUGCACCAGUUGGACAGCAUUGACUUGUGGAAUCCUGAUGCUCCUAUAGAAACAUUCUGGGAGAUCAGUUCACAAAUGCUUUUUUAUAUCUGCAAGAAGCUUACAAGUCAUCAGAUGCUCAGCAGUACAGAAAUCCUCAAGUGGCUGCGAGAGAUUCUCAUCUGUAGGAAUAAAUUUCUGCUAAAAAACAAACAAUCAGAUAGGAGUUCCUGCCACUUCCUUUUCCUUUAUGAUGUCUCUGGAGGUGGAACUAGUCAAAUUUCUCUUGACCAUGAGGAAAUGAUGCGCUGUGCACCAGGGGCUACCCUGAGGAAAGCGAAGGGGAAUUCUUCCAUAGAGAGCGCUGCCGGAUGCAGCGGAACCCCCAUCUGCCGCCAAGCCCAGACCAAGCUGGAAGUGGCCUUAUACAUGUUCCUGUGGAGCCCAGAUAUCGAGGCAGUCCUGGUGGCCAUGUCCUGCUUCCGUCACCUCUGUGAGGAGGCCGACAUCAGAUGUGGAGUAGAUGAGGUCUCAGUGCAUAAUUUUUUGCCAAACUACAACACUUUCAUGGAGUUUGCAUCUGUGAGCAACAUGAUGUCAACAGGGAGAGCAGCUCUUCAGAAGAGAGUGAUGGCGUUACUGAGGCGCAUUGAACACCCCACUGCAGGCAACACAGAGGCCUGGGAGGAUACACAUGCAAAAUGGGAACAAGCUACAAAACUAAUCCUUAACUAUCCAAAGACCAAAAUGGAAGACGGGCAGGUGACCGAGAGCCUGCACAAGACCAUCGUGAAGCGGCGGAUGUCGCACGUCAGCGGCGGCGGCUCCAUCGACCUGUCGGACACGGAGUCGCUGCAGGAGUGGAUCAACAUGACAGGAUUCCUGUGUGCCCUGGGCGGGGUGUGCCUGCAGCACCGCAGCAGCACGGGGCUGGCCACCUACAGCCCCCCCAUGGGCCCCCUCAACGAGCGCAAGGGCUCCAUGAUCUCCAUGGUCUCCACCGAGGGCAGCGUGGAGACCCCGGUCAGCAAAUUCAUCGACCGCCUGCUCACCCUGAUGGUCUGCAACCACGAGAAGGUGGGGCUGCAGAUACGCACCAACAUCAAGGACCUGGUGGGGCUGGAGCUCAGCCCAGCGCUUUAUCCUAUGCUCUUCAACAAGCUGAAGAAUACCAUCAGCAAGUUCUUUGAUUCUCAAGGACAGGUCUUGCUAACUGAUACCAACACACAAUUUGUAGAGCAAACCAUUGCUAUAAUGAAGAAUCUGCUGGACAAUCACACAGAAGGGAGCUCAGAACACCUUGGACAGGCGAGCAUUGAGACCAUGAUGCUGAAUCUGGUUAGGUAUGUGCGUGUGCUUGGAAAUCUGGUACAUGCCAUUCAAAUAAAAACAAAGCUCUGUCAGUUGGUAGAAGUAAUGAUGGAAAGGAGAGAUGACCUUUCAUUUUGUCAGGAAAUGAAAUUUAGGAACAAAAUGGUGGAAUAUUUGACAGACUGGGUAAUGGGAACUUCUAAUCAAGCAACAGACGAGGAUGUGAAAUGCUUGACAAGAGAUUUGGACCAGGCAAGCAUGGAAGCAGUGGUCUCUCUUCUUGCUGGGCUUCCACUCCAGCCUGAAGAAGGAGAUGGUGUUGAGUUGAUGGAAGCAAAAUCUCAAUUAUUUCUCAAGUACUUCACGCUGUUCAUGAACCUGCUGAACGACUGCAGCGAGGCGGAGGAGGACGGCGCGGCGGCGGGCGGGCGCAAGCGCGGCAUGUCGCGCCGGCUGGCGUCGCUGCGGCACUGCACCGUGCUGGCCAUGUCCAACCUGCUCAACGCCAACGUGGACAGCGGCCUCAUGCACUCCAUAGGCUUGGGCUAUCAUAAAGACCUCCAGACCAGAGCCACGUUUAUGGAAGUCCUCACCAAAAUCCUGCAGCAGGGGACAGAGUUUGAUACCUUGGCAGAAACGGUGCUGGCAGAUCGGUUUGAGAGAUUGGUGGAGCUGGUUACAAUGAUGGGUGAUCAGGGGGAGCUUCCUAUUGCUAUGGCUUUAGCCAAUGUGGUGCCUUGUUCUCAGUGGGAUGAGCUGGCUCGUGUCCUGGUCACCCUCUUUGAUUCCCGGCACCUGCUCUACCAGCUCCUCUGGAAUAUGUUCUCAAAGGAGGUCGAGUUGGCUGACUCCAUGCAGACACUCUUCAGAGGAAACAGUUUAGCCAGUAAAAUAAUGACUUUCUGUUUUAAGGUCUAUGGUGCUACAUACUUGCAGAAGCUGCUGGAGCCCUUGCUGCGGACUGUGAUCACAUCCCCUGAGUGGCAGCACGUCAGCUUUGAGGUGGAUCCAACAAGGCUGGAGCCCACAGAAAGCCUUGAAGAGAACCAGCGGAGUCUCUUGCAAAUGACAGACAAGUUUUUUCAGGCAAUCAUUAAUUCCUCCUCGGAGUUCCCACCCCAGCUGCGCAGUGUGUGCCAUUGUUUAUACCAGGCAACUUGCCACUCUCUACUGAAUAAAGCUACCGUAAAAGAAAAAAAGGAAAACAAAAAAUCAGUGGUGAGCCAGCGCUUCCCCCAGAACAGCAUCGGGGCCGUGGGCAGCGCCAUGUUCCUGCGCUUCAUCAACCCCGCCAUCGUGUCCCCGUACGAGGCGGGCAUCCUGGACAAGAAGCCCCCGCCCCGCAUCGAGCGCGGCCUCAAGCUCAUGUCCAAGAUCCUUCAGAGUAUUGCCAACCACGUGCUGUUCACGAAGGAGGAGCACAUGCGGCCUUUCAAUGACUUUGUGAAGAGCAAUUUUGACGCGGCGCGCAGGUUUUUCCUGGACAUCGCGUCCGACUGCCCGGCCAGCGACACCGUCAACCACAGCCUGUCCUUCAUCAGCGACGGCAACGUGCUGGCGCUGCACCGCCUGCUCUGGAACAACCAGGAGAAGAUCGGCCAGUACCUGUCCAGCAACAGGGACCACAAGGCUGUUGGACGACGACCUUUUGACAAGAUGGCAACGCUUCUUGCCUACCUGGGGCCUCCUGAGCACAAACCUGUGGCAGAUACACAUUGGUCCAGCUUAAAUCUCACUAGUUCCAAGUUUGAAGAGUUUAUGACAAGGCAUCAGGUACAUGAAAAAGAGGAGUUCAAAGCACUGAAGACAUUAAAUAUUUUCUACCAAGCUGGGACAUCCAAAGUUGGCAAUCCUGUUUUCUACUACAUCGCUCGGCGGUUCAAGACUGGUCAGAUCAACGGGGAUUUGCUGAUCUACCACGUGCUGCUGACCCUGAAGCCAUACUAUGCAAAGCCAUAUGAGAUCGUGGUGGACCUCACACACGCUGGCCCCAGUAAUCGCUUUAAAACAGACUUUCUUUCUAAAUGGUUUGUAGUUUUUCCAGGCUUUGCUUAUGAAAAUGUUGCAGCAGUUUUUAUUUAUAACUGUAACUCUUGGGUCAGAGAAUACACCAAAUACCAUGAAAGGCUCUUGACAGGUUUGAAAGGGAGCAAAAGGCUUGUUUUCAUAGACUCUCCAGGGAAGCUGGCAGAGCACAUCGAACACGACCAGCAGAAACUCCCUGCAGCUACCUUGGCUUUGGAGGAGGACUUGAAAGUGUUUCACAAUGCUCUCAAACUGGCUCAUAAAGACACCAAAGUUUCUAUUAAAGUUGGCUCAACUGCGGUGCAGGUGACGUCGGCAGAGCGCACGCGGGUGCUGGGCCAGACCGUGUUCCUCAACGACAUCUACUACGCCUCUGAGAUCGAGGAGAUCUGCCUGGUGGAUGAGAACCAGUUCACCCUGACCAUCGCCAACCAGGGCACCCCGCUCACCUUCAUGCACCAGGAGUGCGAAGCCAUCGUCAGGUCCAUCAUCCACAUCCGCACGCGCUGGGAGCUGUCCCAGCCCGACUCCAUCCCCCAGCACACCAAGAUCCGCCCCAAGGACGUGCCCGGGACGCUGCUCAACAUCGCCCUGCUCAACCUGGGCAGCUCCGACCCCAGCCUGCGGUCUGCUGCCUAUAAUCUUCUAUGUGCCUUAACCUGUACCUUUAAUUUAAAGAUUGAGGGCCAGUUACUGGAAACUUCAGGUCUGUGUAUUCCUGCCAACAACACACUAUUUAUUGUAUCUAUCAGUAAGACUCUUGCAGCAAACGAGCCACACCUCACCUUGGAGUUCUUGGAGGAGUGUAUUUCAGGAUUUAGCAAAUCCAGCAUUGAGCUGAAGCACCUGUGCCUGGAGUACAUGACCCCCUGGCUGUCCAACCUGGUGCGCUUCUGCAAGCACAACGACGACGCCAAGCGCCAGCGCGUCACUGCCAUCCUGGACAAGCUCAUCACCAUGACCAUCAACGAGAAGCAGAUGUACCCUUCCAUCCAGGCCAAGAUAUGGGGCAGCCUGGGACAGAUAACAGAUCUCCUGGAUGUAGUGCUGGACAGUUUCAUCAAAACCAGUGCCACGGGGGGCUUGGGCUCCAUCAAAGCUGAGGUGAUGGCAGACACAGCUGUAGCACUGGCUUCUGGCAACGUCAAACUGGUGUCAAGCAAAGUGAUUGGGAGGAUGUGUAAAAUCAUUGACAAGACCUGUCUGUCCCCCACGCCCACGCUGGAGCAGCACCUGAUGUGGGAUGACAUUGCCAUUCUGGCUCGGUACAUGCUCAUGCUCUCCUUCAACAACUCCCUGGACGUGGCUGCACAUCUCCCCUACCUCUUCCACGUGGUGACUCUGCUGGUGGCCACGGGGCCCCUUUCCCUCAGAGCUUCCACCCACGGGCUCGUCAUCAACAUCAUUCACUCUCUUUGCACUUGUUCACAGCUUCACUUCAGUGAGGAGACCAAGCAAGUGUUAAGGCUGAGCUUGACUGAGUUCUCUCUGCCCAAGUUCUAUUUGCUGUUUGGGAUCAGCAAGGUGAAGUCGGCGGCGGUGAUCGCCUUCCGCUCCAGCUACCGCGACCGCUCCUUCUCGCCCGGCUCCUACGAGCGCGAGACCUUCGCCCUCACCUCGCUGGAGACGGUCACCGAGGCCCUGCUGGAGAUCAUGGAGGCUUGUAUGAGGGAUAUUCCAACAUGCAAGUGGCUGGACCAGUGGACUGAGCUAGCUCAGAAGUUUGCAUUCCAGUACAACCCCUCCCUGCAGCCAAGAGCACUGGUUGUCUUUGGCUGUAUAAGUAAACGAGUGUCUCAUGGACAAAUAAAACAAAUAAUCCGAAUUCUCAGCAAGGGACUUGAGAGCUGUUUAAAAGGCCCUGAUAAUUACAAUAGCCAAGUUCUAAUAGAAGCCACAGUUAUAGCCCUCACCAAGCUGCAGCCUCUUCUUAACAAGGACUCCCCUAUGCACAAGGCUCUGUUCUGGGUGGCCAUGGCCGUGCUGCAGCUGGAUGAGGUGAACCUGUACUCAGCAGGGACAGCCCUGCUGGAGCAGAACCUGCACACCCUGGACAGCCUGCGCGUGUUCAACGACAAGAGCCCAGAAGAAGUGUUCAUGGAGAUCAGGAGACCAUUGGAAUGGCACUGCAAGCAGAUGGAUCAUUUUGUUGGGCUAAAUUUCAACUCCAACUUUAACUUUGCACUAGUGGGACAUCUCCUGAAAGGGUACAGGCAUCCUUCCCCUACCACUGUAGCAAGAACAGUGAGGAUUUUGCACACACUCCUUGCUCUGGUUAACAAACACAGGAACUGUGACAAGUUCGAGGUGAACACCCAGAGCGUGGCUUACCUGGCAGCCCUGCUGACGGUGUCGGAGGAGGUGCGGAGCCGCUGCAGCCUCAAGCACAGGAAGUCUCUCUUGCUGACAGACAUUUCAAUGGAAAACGUUCCCAUGGACACAUACCCCAUCCACCACAGUGACACCAGCUAUAGGACACUAAAGGAACACCAGCCCUGGUCAUCCCCCAAGGGGUCAGACAGACACCUGGCUGCCAGUUACCCAACAGUGGGACAGAUCAGCCCUCGCACCCGGAAAUCCAUGAGCUUGGACAUGGGGCAGCCUUCACAAGCCAACACUAAAAAGCUUCUAGGUACAAGGAAAAGUUUUGACCAUUUGAUAUCGGACACAAAGGCUCCUAAAAGGCAAGACAUGGAAUCUGGAAUCACAACGCCUCCCAAAAUGAGGAGAGUAGCCGAAAAUGAUUAUGAAAUGGAAACCCAGAGAAUAUCACCACAGCAGCACCCACACCUCCGGAAAGUUUCUGUUUCCGAGUCAAACGUUCUCCUGGAUGAAGAAGUUCUGACUGACCCAAAAAUUCAAGCACUGCUGCUUACAGUUCUUGCCACGCUGGUGAAAUACACCACGGACGAGUUCGACCAGCGCAUCCUCUACGAGUAUUUAGCAGAAGCCAGCGUCGUCUUCCCAAAGGUCUUUCCUGUUGUGCAUAAUUUAUUGGAUUCCAAGAUCAAUACCCUUUUAUCGCUGUGCCAGGACCCAAACUUGUUGAAUCCAAUUCACGGGAUUGUGCAGAGUGUUGUCUACCAUGAGGAGUCUCCACCCCAAUACCAAACAUCCUAUCUACAGAGUUUUGGAUUUAACGGGCUGUGGAGGUUUGCUGGCCCCUUCUCCAAGCAAACCCAAAUCCCAGACUAUGCUGAGCUCAUAGUGAAGUUCCUUGAUGCCUUGAUUGACACAUAUUUGCCUGGAAUUGAUGAGGAAACCAGUGAAGAAUCUCUCCUGACCCCCACGUCUCCAUAUCCUCCAGCGGUGCAGAGCCAGCUCAGCAUCACUGCAAACCUCAACCUCUCCAACUCCAUGACCUCACUUGCCACUUCCCAGCACUCCCCAGCUUCUCUGCCUUGCUCUAAGUCUGCAGUUUUCAUGCAGCUGCCUCAUCCAGGGAUCGACAAGGAGAACGUGGAGCUCUCGCCCACCGCCGGCCACGCCAACAGCGGGAGGAUGCGCCACGGCUCCGCCAGCCAAGUUCAGAAGCAGCGAAGCGCCGGCAGCUUCAAGCGUCACAGCAUCAAAAAGAUCGUGUGAUUGUCGCUUUGUAAUUUUAUUUUUUAUUUUUGGACCUGACUGACACGCGCGGCCCCUCGCGGAGGGCCCUGCGCCGGGUGUGAUGCUGCACUUGAGCUGUACAGUUCCCAUCCAGCCGCUGCCAGAUGAUCAACUCCUGACCCACUGCCUGAGUUAACGCCUUCAUCCCCGAGCCGGGCUCCAGCCGUGCUCGGAGCCGCGCUGUGCCCCGGGCGAGGCUGGAGUUCUGGAGCGCUGCAGAGCCGCGGCCCCUUCGAAUCCAAAGCCAUUCCCCAGCCCUGCCAUGUCUGCUCUGGCCUCAGGUGUUCCUGCCAAGGGAAGUGUUGAUCCUUAACCCUGUUUGCACGCCUCAAGGUAGUAGUGGCUUCCUGAGCCGGGGAAGUUUCUCUAACCCUGGUUUUAACCCAAACCUAUAAGAUUUUAGCUGUGUACUUUUUUUUUUACCACACUGAGAAGUUAAUGAUAGCUGCAGUACAAGGAGCUUAACAGAAGUGGUGGAUUAGGUUAAAUUUCAGGUAAUUAGCAAUAAAGGGGAGAGGAAAAGGAGGCUGCAGGAGUCCCUCAUUCCCCAGACCAAGCUUCACACACUUGGACUGUACGUGGACCAGACUGGACAAACUGGCUUUUUUCCCAAAGCUUUUUUUUGUUUUUUGUUUUUUUUUUUUUUUUUUUUUUUUUUUUUUUUUUUUUUUUUUUGUUUUUUUGUUUUCUCUAUACUUUACCUUCCCUGAGGAAGUUGUACAGGGGAAAAUCCCUGGGAACUGAGCCUUGAGAUGUCAUUGUAGCACCUGCUUUAGUUCUGCCCCUCCCAAAAACGUGCACCUUCAGGAGCUCCUGGCAGAAUAUCCAGUGGGGAAUGGAGGGAGAAUGGGAUGGAUGCAUUCCCCGCUCUGGGGAUGGUGUGUGGCAAAGCCACCCUGCGCUGCCCGAGCGGGGACACAAACAGCCACGUCUGCUGAAGGUACAUGAGUUUCAAUCAGCUGACACUGUGUCCAGUCUGGCGGUGGCGCGGUCCCUCCCGGGGCGGCUCAGGCUCCCGCGGGGCUUACACAAACCUGAGGCUGCUGUCACCGCCAGGGCUGCGGGUGGCAGCCGGGCCCACGCCGCGGGCUGGCGAGGGAGGAGCCGGCGCUGGUCCCGCUGCGGGUGCCGGUGCCCCGCGGGGUGUCUGAGUCGGGGCGAGCUGGAGUUCUGGCAGGGGCUGUGUCCCUGGGGCUCACACAGCUCCUGCUCAGAAACAGAUCCACUUCCCCGCUUCCCAGUUUCAGAUCCCUCUGCUGUGGUAGGAAUUAACCGUGGCUUUAAAGGAGAAAAAAAGCAUAUCCAUUAGGUGAAGGCCAGUCCUCCAGUGUAAGAUUGGGUUCUGGACAGGCUGUUCAGGUCCAGCCCAGCCAGCUGUGACCCCAGCCCACACGAUCUUACAUGGACAAAAGGCAAGAGACGAGAAGUGCUCUUCUCCACAUGGGGACAAAUGCCCUAAGUUUAUUUCCAGGUGACCCUCCAGAUGGAAAAGAGACCUGUCGCCUCAUGGCAGGAGACUUUUAAACCCGGGAAUGGGGGCGGAGGAGCAGGACCGCAGUCAGUGGCACGCAGGUGAGGAGGGGCGAGGGGAGGGUAACCCAGGAACAGACCACCAACACUAAUGGGGGAAAAGGGGGGGACCAUGUGGUGAUAGGAUACAGAUCAUGUGAACAGUGCAAAUUACCAAACACCCAGUGCAAAUAACUAAAUAACUGUUUAGUGCAAUACGACACUCCAGUGCAAUCGUUAGUGGCUUUCAGUAAAUCCAACUCCACGGCUAAAUUAUUAGAGAAUGGUACAAUUAAGGGUUCCAAUUUAUUGCUAUAGCACAUAAUUCCCAUGUAUCCACACAGUAACAAUGUAACAUUUAUGUAAAUAAAAAUACCUUUAUUGUAUUGAUUCAUUAAAUAACAAUUUCUUUAAUUUGUUUACAGUCCUGGAAAAACUAUGAACACAAACUUCGUAUGCAAGUAGUUUGCCAAAACUAGAGGAAAACUUAGAAUUAGCAGUCAUGGAAUGAACAGGCUAGAAAGAUGAACUGGUGCAAUUAACCACAUCCCCUCACUCGGGCGGUGCAGGCGCCAGGCAGGAACGUGGUCACUGGUGACACAGGGUGGGGUCUGAGCAGGGCCACGAGGCUGAGCUGGGCUCAGGGACAGAGCAGGGGCUCAGGCCUUGGGUUUGGGGUCCCCAGGUUAGAAACCAUUGUCAUCUCACAACUCGGAUUGCGAGGAGCCACCCCUGGUGCCACUGGGCUUUGCACUGGGUUGUGCCCAGUCGAGCUGGUUCCAGCCCUUCCCGUUUUGCUGAGGACAAGGAAUUGUAGAAGCCUGAGGAUUUGUACGUAGGAGGAAAGCAAUGUCUGGUAAAGGUGGUGUGCUGUUUUCAGCCGUUUCUCAUAGGAGCAGAUCUGCAGACAGGAACAGUAAUUCCAGAGGAACUGCCUGACUGAUUCUGUUUGGGCAGAGAGCAAGCCCUUCCCUGUUCUGCAUCGCCCAUGUCAGAAGUGUCCCUCCAACACAGCUGCUGUGUUCCCUGCAGCACAGAGAUGUGGGAGCAGAGGGGACAGGGAUCAAAGUCACCCUCCCUGUGAAAACUACUCCAGGCUCUCAGUCCCAGCUGAAAAAUGGUCUCUUCAUAAAGUCAGUGAACAAAAUUGAAUUUCCUCUUUCCUGGAAGGAGUCAGUUGGAGUUUUCCUUGUGGGAGAGGUUCAGUGAGAGGGCCUGGACUCUGGCAGAGCAGAGGUAUCAGACACCUGUGUUGGGUAACGGGUGAAUUGGGGUGUAAGGACUGCUGAUGGCCAAGGCUGAAUUUGGGAUCGUGUGUGCCCUGAUAGACAGGAACGUUGUGUCCUAGUACUGGUGCUUGGGAAGCUUGUGCUUGGCUCCCAGGGAACCAUGGCCUUUGUGGAAUGAUUAAACUCCCAUCAGUAAUUAGUUGUUGAGUGCCUUACUGUCACUGCAUCGCUCUCCCGCUCCCUCCAGCAGCCACUGCUGGGAUUUGCGUCUUUUUCUUUCUCUCAUCCUCCUUCCUUCGUUCUUUCCCUGUUUGAGCACUCUCCAUCCCGUUCCAUCCCUGGGAGCUCUGCUCCCAUCCCGGGCUGCUCCAUCCUUUCUCCACCUGCUGCUCUGUUCUCUGGUUGUUGCUGGUGACAGUGCGGGUGUGAGCCCUGACCUGACAUGCAGGAGCCCCGUCCCAGGGUCCCCAGUGCCACUGGCAGAGGCUGCUGCUCCAGGCUCUGCUGCUCCAGGCUCUGCUGCUCCAGGCUCUGCUGCUCCAGGCUCUGCUGCAGGGCUGGAGCUGCAGCCCCUGAGUCCCUGUGCUCUGACAUGAAAACUUCAAAUCCAUGAAAAUGCGAUUGGAACGCGUGGACCAUGUAGCGCCCUCCCGGGGAGCGAGCGAGCCCUGGCUCAGAGCCCGUUCCCUGCCCCACACUGACCACAGCUCAGUACUGUAAAGGCGAUUAACAUUCUGUUUGUGUUUGUAUUUUCCCUGACUCAAAGAUAACUCGGUAGUAUUUGAAUAGUGCAUAACCUACCUGUAACGAUGCCGACGUUUCUGCUUUACCGUGCAUGAGGUUUCCCAGGACAGGGAGCGUUUCGCUGAGUCUCGUGGGCUGAGCCCCUGGCACGUGCCAGGGCUGGCUCUGACCCAGGUUGUAGGUUUUAGGGCUUUUUCUCUUUCAUUCUAAGGUUAAUUUUUUUCCGAAGUCACAAAGCACGUCCUAUUGUAAUGCAACAAACCACAGACAGUAACUCAGAGUGUUGGUCCCACCUUUUUUUUUAUGCAGUAUAUUCACCUGUAAAUAGGUUUUGUGUAAAAUUUGACAGAAAAGUAUAUUUACUACACUGUAAAUACAUGUGACAAUAUAUUGUAUUAUUUUGCUUUUUUUGUAAAGCAGUUAGUUGCUGUAUAUGUAUAACAUACAAAUUUGAUUAUUCUAGUGUUAGUAACUGUUAACUCCUCCUCCUCCCUCCUGCUGGUGCAUUCCAUCAUUCCAACCAGGAGCUGUGUCCCACACACUCACCCCGUGUGUGCUCUCACUGCUUCCCUGCGGCCUCGGCCGCCCACGGUUCCCGUGCUGCCAGACCCGGGCUGAGCCUGCAGAGCCCGCUGCUCCCAGCCUCGGGCCCGUGGGAGCUGGGGCUCACAGUGGUGGAAACCUGGUUUCAGAUAAUGAUUGUUCACCCCAUUCUCCCCUCAUGUAUGUACUUCCCCCUUUUUUUUGAAGUAAAAUGUAAAUUCAACCUGCUCCCAGUUGUUCGAAGGUCAUUCCGGGGGCUGCAGGGUGAGCCUGGUGGACGCCGAUGUCCUCUCCCUGGUGGAACGAGUUUGGGUGGGUUCUUUGGGGCUGAACCAAGGGAUCCAGCCCACUUACAGAGCCCAACACCCCACUUUUCCUGGGGAAAAUUAAAAUUCCACUUAAAAUCGAGUGUCUGGGGUUUGUCUUCCCAGACUGGUGCUGCUCUGGGUGUGGGAUCCUGCACAGAUCUGAGAUUGCCUGCGGUGACUGAGGAAGAAGAAAGCCCAUUGUCAUGAAUUCCAUGUCACUUCAAUAAGAUUAUCAUAACUGAAUAAUAAAUCAGAAUAUUUCUUUUUAAAAUGUAAAUUUAAUAUUGUAAUAAAACAGCUGCUUGGUCUUUAAAGAA
Motacilla alba alba is the source of this 13412-nucleotide messenger RNA. It is a transcript of the gene NF1, whose product is annotated as neurofibromin 1. Gene Ontology annotation, biological process: regulation of GTPase activity. The transcript is spliced from 59 exons. The record is from RefSeq and is a predicted model, not a curated record. Bases 189 to 8741 code for a protein of 2850 amino acids. NCBI's taxonomy places the organism in Eukaryota, Metazoa, Chordata, Aves, Passeriformes, Motacillidae.